AUGAUCUUGGAUAUUCAAAAUGAUAAGUCAAGUGUUGGACAAAGUGCCUUCAACAUUAUCAAGACAUUACUUCUCGAAGCUAGUGAACAGAAACGUAAAGUUACAAUUGGUUUAUCCGGUGGAAGUAUGCCCCAAUUGCUUGCACCGUUCUUAUGCUCACUUCCAACGUCUACUCCUACGAUUAAUUGGAGUUUAGUGCACUUCUUCUAUUGUGAUGAACGAUUAGUCCCCCUGGACAGCGUGGAUUCAAAUCAUCAUAGCUAUCAAGAGCUGAUCUAUUCAAAAAUUAAUAUCCCUCAAUCAAAUAUACAUACUGUGAAUACAUCGUUAUCAUUAGAAGAGGCUGCUACCGAUUAUCAAAAACAAAUUUUGGCAUUCUUUGGUACAGAGAAUGGUUAUCCUCGUUUUGAUUUACUCCUACUUGGUAUGGGUCCUGAUGGACAUACAUGUUCAUUAUUUCCUAAUCAUAAACUACUUUAUUAUGAAGACUUCGUCGUAGCGCCAAUAUCGGAUAGUCCUAAACCACCGCCUCAAAGAGUCACUUUGACUAUUCCUGUUAUUAAUAAGGCCGAAAAGGUGGUAUUUAUGGUCACAGGAUCAGAUAAAGCUCAAGCAAUAAAGGCUGUACAUCGAUCAAGUCAACCAGGUCCAUCUAUGCCGUGUUCGCUGAUUCAUCCAGUUCAAGGUGAAUUGAUAUGGAUUUUAGAUAAAGCGGCUGCCAGUGAAUUAGAUACAUAA
Messenger RNA from Trichobilharzia szidati, 738 nucleotides. Lineage: Eukaryota; Metazoa; Platyhelminthes; Trematoda; Strigeidida; Schistosomatidae. The record is from the annotation of a GenBank genome assembly.